AUGGCUGACAAACACACAUCAGGAGACGGCUGGAGCGACUCCAUUGAAUCUCUGCUGAAACCCAAGAUUUGUACAAAAAGCAAAUUUAAGGAAGAGGAGCCUGUGAACACCAUCCUGUGGCCAAGACUUCUGGCCCGAAAAUGGACGCUGAUGCUGUUUGUUGGCACCUGCCUCCUGUACUGUGCCAGGAUGGCCAUGCCGAUCUGUGCCGUCUCGAUGGCCACCGCUUUCAAAUGGAGCAAGAUCGACUCGGGACUGGUCCUGGGUGGAUUCUUCUGGGGCUACUGCUUCACACAGAUCCUGGGGGGACAUGCCAGUGACAAAGUGGGAGGAGAGCGCGUCCUGUUCAUCUCGACAGGCCUGUGGGCUCUGAUCACUGCCCUCACUCCUCUUCUGGCUCAGCUCAGCUCUCACACCCUCGCCCUCAUGACCCUGGCCCGAUUCCUCAUGGGGGUCCUUCAGGGUGUGUUCUUUCCGUCUCUGGCCAGCAUUUGCUCACAGCGCAUCGUGGAGGCGGACCGAGGCUUUGUAAUGAGCACUAUGCACAGCGGUAGUUAUCUUGGGACGUUGCUGGCAGGUGGAAUGGGAUCCAUCAUGCUGGACCAGUACGGCUGGCCGAGCAUGUUCUACAGUAUAGGUUUCCUGGCCUCACUGUGGGCUUUUCUCGUUUGGCAGUGGUUUUUAAAAGGUGAAGUUAUUCCCACGCCCCAGGAAGCCCAGUACAGACAGAGUCUGCAGACAAAAUGGAACCUGUCCCACAUGCUGCAUCUGUUUAAGAAGCCUCCUGUCUGGUCCAUGUUCUUCGCUCACAUGUGCGCAGCCAGCACAUCCAACACGUUAUUGUCGUGGCUGCCAACAUACUUCAAGGAAUCCUUUCCAGAUUCCCCAGACUGGGCGUACAAUGUACUUCCGUGGCUUUUUGCAAUUCCCUCAGCUUUUGGUGGAGCAUACAUUUCAGACUCUCUCAUCAAUCACGGUUAUAGUAAAUCAUCUGUGAGAAAGAUAAUGCAGUUCUGUGCCAUGGGCGGUUCCAGUUUGUUUAUUAUGCUCCUGACGGGAGGAGCGUUUACCUCAUUCACCUCUGCAUUGAUCUUUGUCUCUGUGGCCGUGGGUUUAUCCACCUUCACCAGCUGCGGAGUGUCUGUGAACGUACAGGACCUCACUCCCUCAUGUGCUGGUGCUUUCUUUGGUUUUAUGAAUAUGUUGGGUGCUUUUAUGGGGCUGGUGCUGGUCUCCUUGUCGGGCUACCUGAUCGAGGUCACCCUGACGUGGGCCUCCGUGUUCUCCCUCAUCAGUUUUGUGAACAGCACGGGUCUUGUGGUCUUCCUCCUAUUCGGAGAUGCUCGACGUGUUGACCUGGAAUAUUGCAGCCGGAUUUCUGUGAUUUAA
This is a messenger RNA of Limanda limanda (common dab), 1389 nucleotides long. RefSeq names its product voltage-gated purine nucleotide uniporter SLC17A9-like. The record is from RefSeq and is a predicted model, not a curated record. Bases 1 to 1389 code for a protein of 462 amino acids. The transcript is spliced from 13 exons. Gene Ontology annotation, molecular function: transmembrane transporter activity. Gene Ontology annotation, biological process: transmembrane transport. Lineage: Eukaryota; Metazoa; Chordata; Actinopteri; Pleuronectiformes; Pleuronectidae. Gene Ontology annotation, cellular component: membrane.